AUGUCUGAUAUUGGAGCAAAUCUCUCUUCCAGAGUCGGGAAACAUCAUCACCGUCGUGCCGAGUCUUGUGACGGCGUAGACGGAUAUGAAUGCUUCACCGAUAUUUCUCACCGCUGGGGCCAAUACUCCCCAUACUUCUCAGUUGAGGAGGACAGCGUCUCAAACUCCGUGCCUGACAGAUGCGAGGUCACUUUCGUCCAAGUCUUAUCUCGACACGGCGCUCGGUAUCCAACGGCUUCAAAGAGCUCAAAGUAUGCCGAGUUGAUCAAGACCAUUCAGGCCAACGCCACCGCAUACCACGGAAAAACCGCCUUUCUCAAGUCCUACAACUACACCAUGGGCAGCGACGACUUGACCUCUUUCGGCGAGCGUCAAAUGGUCAACUCCGGCAUCAAGUUUUAUGAACGAUAUGCCGCCCUAGCGCGGGAUCACAUCCCAUUUGUUCGCUCAUCAGGCUCAUCGCGUGUUAUCGAAUCCGGCAAAUACUUUAUACAGGGACUCCAACAAACCAAAGCAAAGGAUGCCAGAGCUGAAUCCAACCAGGCUUCCGCAACCAUCAAUGUUGUCAUUUCCGAAGACGCAGGAUCAAACAAUACCCUCAACCACAAUACCUGCCCAGCCUUCGAAGCAAGCGAGCUCGGCGACGAUAUCGAAGACGCAUACACAAAGCAGAUCACCCCCUCAAUUGCUGUACGCCUGGAGAAGAAUCUACCGGGUGUAUCUCUAACCGAUGACCAAGUCAUCUAUCUAAUGGACAUGUGCCCCUUCGACACCAUCUCCACCACAGAAGACGGAAGCAUCCUCUCCCCUUUCUGCAACCUAUUCACCUCCUCCGAAUGGAGCCAAUACAACUAUCUCCAAUCACUAGGCAAGUAUUACGGCUACGGCGCCGGAAAUCCCCUCGGCCCCAGCCAAGGAGUUGGUUUCGUGAACGAAUUGAUCGCGAGAAUGACACACACGCCCGUGCAUGACUCGACGACCACGAACCGCACCCUCGACGCACCGGGCGCUGCUUCUUUCCCGGUCAACAAGGCCAUUUACGCCGAUUUUACCCAUGAUAAUGGUAUGAUUCCGAUCUUUUUCGCCUUGGGUUUGUAUAAUGGUACCGCGCCGCUUUCGACUGAACAUGUUCAGUCGGCCGCUGGGUCGGGUGGGUACUCUGCUGCUUGGGCUGUACCGCUUGGUGCGCGGGCUUAUUUUGAGAUGAUGAGCUGUCGUGGUGAGGCUGAGCCUUUGGUUCGGGCUAUUGUUAAUGAUCGUGUUGUGCCGUUGCAUGGGUGCGCCGCUGAUGGGCUGGGGAGGUGUCGGAGAAGUGACUUUGUGAAGGCGCUUAGUUUUGCGAGGGCUGGGGGUGAUUGGAAUGCCUGCUAUGCGUGA
Molecule: messenger RNA, 1377 nt
Organism: Penicillium manginii
Lineage: Eukaryota; Fungi; Ascomycota; Eurotiomycetes; Eurotiales; Aspergillaceae
Product: histidine phosphatase family protein
Exons: 1
Coding region: 1-1377 (458 amino acids)
Molecular function (GO): acid phosphatase activity
Source: RefSeq, a predicted model, not a curated record